Messenger RNA from Rasamsonia emersonii CBS 393.64, 792 nucleotides. RefSeq names its product ESCRT-II complex component (Vps25). Gene Ontology annotation, biological process: protein transport to vacuole involved in ubiquitin-dependent protein catabolic process via the multivesicular body sorting pathway. The record is from RefSeq and is a predicted model, not a curated record. Bases 1 to 792 code for a protein of 263 amino acids. Gene Ontology annotation, molecular function: structural molecule activity; protein homodimerization activity. Gene Ontology annotation, cellular component: ESCRT II complex. The transcript is spliced from 3 exons. Lineage: Eukaryota; Fungi; Ascomycota; Eurotiomycetes; Eurotiales; Trichocomaceae.
AUGACAUCCUCACCGAAUUCGUUCCUGUCGGCGCCCACUCCUGCCGGCAGCGUGUUAACACCUGCCAACACCACCUCCUCCAGAGACCCUUCCAUAAGGACAGCAGCAACAAAUACAAUAUCAACAAAUACAUCUACAUCGACUUCGAAUCCUACUGCUGGCACAACAGCAGAACCGAGCACGACGAAAAAACAAACAACGACACCGACAGGAUUCACCUUCCCCGGCGCUUACAACUGGCCGCCGUUCUUCACACUGCAACCCAACGCCUCGACACGCCUCUCGCAGCUGCGGAAAUGGUCGUCGCUCAUCCAGGCCUGGUGUCGACACCACCGGAUCUUCCGGCUCUCGCUCGUCGAUGCCGUCGAGACGCCGCUGUUCCACAACACCGAGCUGCGGAAGCGCAUCGGUCUCAGCGACGCGCGCACGAUCGUGGACUGGAUGACGAAGAGUGAAGAGGAAGGUGGUGGCGGGAGGAGGGCUGAAUGGGUGCCUCCUAAGGGAUCAGGAGACAGCGGGGGUGCAGGCGCCAUUGAUGCGAAAACCGUGGCGUGGAUCUGGUGGAGGAGGCCGGAGGAAUGGGCGAUGUUGAUAGCAGAUUGGGUUGAAGAAACCGGCCAGAAGAAUACCGUUCUGACGCUGUACGAAUUGAUGCAUGGCGAGGCCACCGCCUCACAAGAAUUCCAUGGCAUGGAUCCAGAUGUGUUGCUCAAGUCCCUGAAUGUCCUGGUCAAACGUGGCAAGGCCCAGGUCUUCGGGAACGAGGAUCAGCAGGGUGUCAAGUUUUACUAG